AAGCCACCGAUGACCCACGUGCUCCGCGCUUCGUCGUUUUUUCUCCUUCGCUGCUCCUCCUCCUCCUCCUCCUCCUUCGGUUCCUCCGUUAUCCGAAGAAGUCUUCCAAGGCGUCGUUUCUUUGCCGCAAGCGUUCCCAAGAUGGCCAAGUGGACGUAUCCGUCGGUGAGACGCGACGACUCCGUUACGGACGACCACUUCGGAAGGAGCGUUCCUGAUCCGUACCGCUGGCUGGAGGACCCGGACUCCGAAGAGACGCGAGCGUUUGUUGCAGCGCAGAACGAGAUAACCCAGCCCUACCUUGCUACCUGUGAAGCCAGGGACAGAUUCAAAGACAGGUUAACGGAGCUAUACAACUAUCCGAAAUACUCGGCGCCAUUCAAAAGAGGCUCCCGAUAUUUCUAUUUUAUGAACACUGGCCUUCAGAACCAGAGUGUCCUAUAUGUGCAGGAGAGUCUUGAAGCGGAGCCGGAGGUAUUCCUGGACCCAAACUCUCUCUCAGAGGACGGAACUGUUGCCCUCUCCAUCCGCUCCUUCAGUGAGGACGGAGAGCUCUUCGCAUACGGUCUCAGCGAGAGCGGGUCCGACUGGAACACCAUUGAGGUGAUGCGAGUAUGUGACAAGACACUUUCGGAAGACAAGCUAAAAUGGGUCAAAUUUUCUAGUAUUGCCUGGACCCACGACAACAAAGGCUUUUUCUAUCAGGUACAUUCACAUAUGCAAUUG
Molecule: messenger RNA, 726 nt
Organism: Geodia barretti
Lineage: Eukaryota; Metazoa; Porifera; Demospongiae; Tetractinellida; Geodiidae
Source: the annotation of a GenBank genome assembly